AUGGAGAUUCCGGCCAAAUUGCCGUUCUCCAAACGGCGGCUCCGACCGAGAGUCGUCAUUUCCUACAUCUUCGACUAUGUGAUCAUCAUCGCGUGCGUCAUCGGCUUCUGGAUUCUCGACUCCAUCGAACCCUACCACCAACACUUCUCCCUCCAAAACAUCUCCCUCCAAUAUCCCUACGCUGUACAUGAACGAAUCCCCAUCUACUACGCCCUCUGUAUCUCCGGCGCUUUCCCCCUCGUGCUCAUCAUCAUCUACACACUCUUCAUCGAUGGGCUGUUCUCACACCACAAGCCCCAGGACCCACUGUCGGGGAAGCGUAAGCUACGCGGGCCGUGGCGAUGGAAGGAUCGUCUGUGGGAGAUGAACUGUGGUAUACUGGGACUUUUGCUGUCGCAAGGAUUGGCCUUUGUUAUUACUCAGGUACUGAAGAAUGCCUGUGGUAAACCCCGGCCGGACUUGAUCGAUCGGUGUCAGCCGCUCAGUGGGAGUCAUGACCUGCCGGUGUACGGCUUGUCCAAUUCGACGAUCUGUACUGGAGAUCCGAAGAUUAUCAAAGACGGGUUCCGUUCAUGGCCAUCAGGUCACAGUAGUUCCUCCUUCGCAGGACUAUUCUAUACUUCCUUGUGGCUGGGGGGAAAGCUUCACAUCAUGGACAACCGCGGCGAGGCCUGGAAGAGCCUUUUGGUCAUGGUACCCAUCCUUGCGGCAACCCUUGUUGCAGUGUCUCGGAUCAUGGAUGCCCGCCAUCACCCUUUCGACGUCAUUACUGGCUCUCUUCUGGGAGUUGUGUGCGCCAUUGUCUCUUACCGCCAAUACUUCCCUCCGAUCACCGAGGCCUGGCGCAAGGGUCGAGCCUAUCCCAUCCGUACCUGGGGUACUGAGCCACCCCGCCCAGUGAAUACUCAAUUGACCGCGUUCAAUAAUGAUAGUACCUCUGCUCUUCGCAACCCCGAGCAAGACCGUCUUAAUCCACCAACUGGACCCGAACGCUCAGUAUCGCCCUCGGGUCGACCAUCUCCCCCUGGCGCUUCGGGAUAUGCAGUCCCGAGUAACCCGUUCACCUCUCAGGUGUAUCCCCGUCGCCGACAUGACCAGGACCCUGACGGCAACUGGUCAUCUAGUGAGGACGAUGUUGGAAAUGGGUAUGAGAUGCAGCAUGGCUAUGCAAUAACGCAAACCCCUGUUGCGGCUCGGGGAUACUCACCACCAUUCGAGACCAAUACUGCGUAUCAGUCACAGACCCAUGCAGGUGCAAUGCACCCUAAUCCAGAGACUGCUGGUGAUCAUUCCAGUCGAGGGCGACAAUUGACCGAUACACCGCUGCGCGACGUUUAG
Messenger RNA from Penicillium cataractarum, 1338 nucleotides. Its product is annotated as phosphatase PAP2 family protein. The transcript is spliced from 5 exons. Bases 1 to 1338 code for a protein of 445 amino acids. Gene Ontology annotation, biological process: phospholipid metabolic process. The record is from RefSeq and is a predicted model, not a curated record. Gene Ontology annotation, molecular function: phosphatidate phosphatase activity. NCBI's taxonomy places the organism in Eukaryota, Fungi, Ascomycota, Eurotiomycetes, Eurotiales, Aspergillaceae.